This is a messenger RNA of Sarcophilus harrisii (Tasmanian devil), 2747 nucleotides long. RefSeq names its product cadherin 9 (gene CDH9). The coding region runs from base 381 to 2240 and encodes 619 amino acids. Lineage: Eukaryota; Metazoa; Chordata; Mammalia; Dasyuromorphia; Dasyuridae. The record is from RefSeq and is a predicted model, not a curated record. Gene Ontology annotation, molecular function: cadherin binding; calcium ion binding. The transcript has 10 exons. Gene Ontology annotation, biological process: cell-cell junction assembly; calcium-dependent cell-cell adhesion; homophilic cell-cell adhesion. Gene Ontology annotation, cellular component: catenin complex; plasma membrane; adherens junction.
GAUUUGAACAGACUUAUUCAUGUGUGCUGAAUGAUGUGGUCUGUCAUGACAAUAGAUAUAUUUAUGGAUUUUUUUUUUCUUUUUCUACUUCCCUGAAGCUACACACUGACCAAGAUAAAGGAGAUGGAAAUUUAAAAUACAUAUUAACGGGAGAUGGGGCUGGCAGUCUGUUCAUUAUAGAUGAAAAUACAGGUGAUAUUCAUGCUGCAAAGAAAUUAGACAGAGAAGAAAAAUCCUUGUAUGUGCUACGUGCCAAGGCUAUAGACAGGAAGACUGGAAGACAAGUGGAGCCUGAAUCCGAAUUCAUCAUUAAAAUCCAUGAUAUCAAUGACAAUGAACCGAAAUUUACAAAGGACUUAUAUACUGCCAGUGUUCCAGAAAUGUCUGGGGUUGGUACAUCUGUUAUCCAAGUUAUGGCAACAGAUGCAGAUGACGCCAACUAUGGAAAUAGUGCCAAAAUUGUGUACAGCAUACUUCAAGGACAACCAUACUUUUCAAUAGACCCAGAAUCUGGCAUAAUAAAAACAGCUUUACCAGAUAUGAGCAGAGAAAACAGGGAACAGUAUCAAGUGGUCAUCCAGGCCAAAGAUAUGGGAGGCCAGAUGGGUGGAUUAUCAGGAACAACCACAGUGAAUAUCACUUUGACUGAUGUUAACAACAAUCCUCCACGAUUCCCCCAGAGUACAUAUCAGUUAAGUUCUCUGGAAUCUGUGCCCCUUGGAACCCCAUUGGGAAGAGUAAAGGCCAAUGAUCCUGAUGUGGGAGAGAAUGCAGAGAUGGAAUAUAGUGUUGUGGAAGGAGAUGGUUCAGACAUGUUUGACAUCAUCACAGACAAGGAUACACAAGAAGGGAUUAUAACUGUCAAAAAGCAAUUAGAUUUUGAAAAGAAAAUGGUAUAUUCUCUAAGGGUGGAAGCAAGUAAUACCCACCCCGAUCCACGUUUCCGACACCUGGGGCCCUUCAAGGAUACAGCAGUAGUCAAAAUUUCUGUAGAAGAUGUUGAUGAAUCCCCUGUCUUCAGCAAACCCUUUUAUUUGAUUGAAGUAGAUGAAGAUGUCAAAGAGGGUAGCAUUAUUGGACAAGUCAUAGCUUAUGAUCCAGAUGCCAUGAAGAAUUUGAUAAAAUAUUCAGUGGAUCGACACACUGAUAUGGACAGAAUAUUUAAUAUCCACUCUGCAAAUGGAUCAAUCUUCACACUGAAAUCCCUUGAUCGAGAAUCAUUUCCCUGGCACAACAUUACCAUUACUGCAACUGAAAUUAAUAACCCAAAGCAAAGUACUCACAUUCCUGUCUUCAUCAGAAUUUUAGAUAUAAAUGACCAUGCGCCAGAGUUUGCCAAAUAUUAUGAAACAUUUGUUUGUGAAAAUGCAAAACCUGGACAGUUGAUUCAGACAAUCAGUGUCAUGGACAAAGAUGACCCUCCUCGAGGACACAAGUUCUUCUUUGAACCAGUACCAGAAUUUCCUCUUAAUCCAAACUUCACAAUUGUAGAUAAUAAAGAUAACACAGCUGGUGUUCUGACUCGAAAGGAUGGGUAUAGCCGCCAUAAAAUGAACACAUAUUUCCUACCAAUUUUAAUAUUUGACAAUGAUUAUCCAAUCCAAAGUAGUACUGGAACACUAACUAUCCGUGUGUGUGCCUGUGAUAAACAAGGAAAUAUGCAGUCCUGCAAUGCAGAAGCCUUGAUCCUUUCAGCUGGUCUGAGUACAGGAGCUCUCAUUGCUAUUCUCCUAUGCAUUCUCAUUCUGCUUAUUCUAGUUGUGCUAUUCACUGCACUCAAGAGACAGAGGAAAAAGGAACCCUUAAUCAUUUCAAAAGAUGAUGUUCGAGACAAUAUUGUAACCUACAAUGAUGAAGGGGGUGGGGAAGAAGAUACACAGGCUUUUGACAUUGGGACACUACGGAAUCCAGAAGCCAGAGAAGACAGUAAACACCGAAGAGAUAUAAUGCCUGAAAGUAUUUUUCAGAUAAGGAGGACUGUUCCACUGUGGGAAAACAUUGAUGUACAAGACUUUAUUCACAGAAGAUUAAAAGAGAAUGAUUCAGACCCCAGUGCUCCACCUUAUGAUUCCCUAGCAACAUAUGCUUAUGAGGGGAAUGAUUCCAUAGCAGAUUCCCUCAGUUCUUUGGAAUCUCUUGCUGCAGAUGGUAACCAGGAUUAUGAUUAUCUCAGUGACUGGGGACCCCGAUUUAAAAAACUUGCAGAUAUGUAUGGGGGAGAUGAAAGUGAUAGAGACUGAGAAAAGUUACUAGUGACUUGUUAAGUCAUUAUUAAUGAAAGUAAUAUCUUUAUUACUAAAUUAAGUGACCUGCAUUCUCUUACUUGGGGGAAAGUACAAACAAACAUACAAACAAAAUUUAAGUGUUGUCUUAUUAAGGGUUUGCUUAAUCAAUAUGUCCACAUGAAUCAAUAUGAACUGUAUAGCUAUAAGAAGUUUUGACCCUCUUUGCCUAAAAAUAUUGGAAGAAAGAUGCAUCACAUCAGCAUUGAAGAGACCUUUAAAAGGCUUUUUGUGCCUUUGCAAAGUGAAGGAAACUUUAAUUUCUUAUCUUGCUUACAAUCACCUUUAUUAUAUGGGACAUUUGUGCAACUACUUUGUAAAUUAAUAUGAAAAAAAUCUAAAUAGCAACUACAACUAUGCCUGCCAUAUUUAUUGAUUUAAAAAGUCUUUGUGUUGACUCAUUCAUGAUAUUUUUAUAAAUGUAUAUUUAUAUUUUUAUAUUUUUAUGAAAUAAAUUAGUAUUUA